This is a messenger RNA of Vollenhovia emeryi, 2848 nucleotides long. RefSeq names its product protein FAM50A-like. The record is from RefSeq and is a predicted model, not a curated record. Lineage: Eukaryota; Metazoa; Arthropoda; Insecta; Hymenoptera; Formicidae.
UAUUACUCCGAAACUAAGGCCUAUUCAAUCAAACGCCGGGACACGUAUCUCUUUUUUUCAUCUGCAGAAUAACCAAAAAAAUUGGCAUCGAAAUCCCAGGGUGAGUUACCUGAGCUUCCCCCUUGUGAGUUGCUUUCGUAAAAUGUAAUCGGGCAUUGUCAUGAAGCAGGAUCACUUUACAACGUCCUUGGCCAGUAAAUGGCCUCUUUUCUUCUAACGUGUCACUCAAAUUGGUCAAUUAUUGUUGAUAGCGGUCUACCGUGCUUGUUUCACCAUUGUUUCACGCUAAACCGCGUGGCAUUUUGACAGGCUAAAUGUCAACGCUUUAAAAUCGCAAAGGGACGGGAAGAUAUAUAAAAUUGAAAUUGUUGUUUCGGUUGUAUGAGAUCUAAAGCUUAGAACUUUUUUGCGCACCUAAUACAUAGAGCGAGGCAAACUGAUUCGAAAAGUCUUACGUCAUUUUGCAAAAUUCUCAAUAGUUUUUACGUAAAAACUGUAGAUAACUUUUGGAAAUUUCAAUCCCGCGCGAAACACAAAAUUUUGAAAAUUUACCCAUGUGAAACUGUAUGACAACAGUGUCGUCCCGAAAACAGAAAAUACGAGGGGUGGACCUCCCGUGGAAAGUCGAAAACUUAUGUGGAACCAUUGAACUAAUUCAAGUUGGUAACUUUUUAAUAAACAACAAACGACUGCUGAAACCUCUUGGAGGUUUCUUAGCAUAAUACAACAACGUAGGUCAAUGUCAUUGGGGCGGAGUUCCCUCUUUUCGAUUUUUCCCUCAAUUUAUCGCAUAUAAUCCGAUAAAAAUUCGUAACGAAGCCGCCCGCGCGAAUAGAAUUCUUCUACGGCCCCGUUGGGGAGGCAAGUUUACGCAUUUAAUUGAAAGCGACAUGGGGAGGGGGGCGUGGGGCGACGUUUAUAUAUAAUAUAAUUGUAGAAUUGUAAAAACAAGUGGAAGGGUUUGUAAAAAAAAAGGUAACGAUAACAGAGCCGCCGGUAGCCGGCCUUCCGGCGACGGCCGAAUGAAGACGAUGACUGAAGUAAACGUAAGCCUACGGAAACGUCCGCUGAUCCUUCUGAAACAGGUGAUUAAGAUCUGACAUUAUUUCUCUUUCAUAACGCCUCAUCAUCUCUCAUCAACGAUCAAGUUAACAAUCACUCUCAUCGACACACUCUGGCUUUCCGCAAUUUUCGAGGAAUUAAUUUUUCACGCAUCCUCCAUCGAUAUUCUUUUCUCUUUUUUUUUCUUUCAAGUACUUUCUUUCUCGAGUCGUCAUCAUACGCAUUCGCCACAUUCGCAAUACUUUCUUCCUGAAACAGGAAAGAUGCCUCCUCCCCCCGCCAGUCAUGCGUCUUUUGGAACGUAGCCCCCUCUCCUUUCGAAUGUCUCACGUGUUCUCUUCCGCAAUAAUUUUUGUUUUAUAUGGGACAUCUUGUAGAAGGAAGCGAGAAAUAAUGCGGUAAAUGCCGAUCGGUAUUUGUCAAGUUAUUUCUGCUGUGAAAGAUACAACGUUUGCUCCGCGUGUAUUCGCUCACGAAGCUUCGUCGAGACACUCCGUGAUACGGCGAGGCUUGGAUACAAUUGAACUCGUUAGUUUCUCGUCGCGAUCUCCUCGAUCCUUCUCAUUCCCCAGAAGAACGAAAACUCGACGAGGAGUUCCCUGGGAUUGUUAAUUUAACGCUGGUCGCUUCGCCAAGCCAAGUUCUGUCUCCCGCGCUGAAAGUCACACACGUGGCCCGACGCUUCCCUUAACGUUUGAUAAUCACCCUUUGCCAUAAAAGUCCGCGGCCAGUUAACAAGUUCUCACAGAUAUCACCGGCAGCGGAUGAGAUUGCAGGCGUAUUUUUCGCGCGUUCGCUAUCCUAAUCACGGCGAGAGCCACGGAGCUGUGCUAUCAACGAUUUCGGGAAAUGAGAGUUUGUUCGCCAUUCGAAAAGAAAGAAAAGACAAACAAUUGCACACACACUGUGUACCACGGCGGUGCUUGUCGUUUCCGUUUCCUCGCCCAUUCACGUCACGUCUUGGGAGUACAGUAGGACCAGCCAGUUGAGAGACACCAGAGGGUUGCAAAUUGGAAUCCUGGAUGAAUAUAUAUAUGUGGAUAGUUGAUGUCCGUGAACGUUACAUCUCUUGGAUGGAACAAAAGAGACGAACGAGCAAGUGUUGGCAAGUCUUUGAGAUGCAAGUGGUGGAAGGACGCGAAAGAGCGAACGAGCGAAGAGAGAGAGAGAAAGAAAGAAAGAGAGGUGAAAGGAUCUGGAGAAAUGAUGAUGAUGAUGAUGAUGAUAAUGAUGGUGAUGAUGAUGAUAAUGAUGAUGAUGAUGAUGAUGCACUGCGCCGAGAGAAGUUGCUAGACAAGUGUGGAGCGAGUGCUUUUCUGAAAGCGUGGGGGAAUUUUUUUCAUUGCGAGAGCGUACGUCGCGAUCUGCGGCGGUGGUUGAUCGCAAAUUAAUCUACGCUUGCUCUCGCAGAGGAAGAGAGAGUGAUAACUCCUGAGGCAGACGCGGACGUAAACUUACGUUUGGAAAAGUCUACUUAAAUUCGGAGAGGUCUACUGGCCUGGAGAUGUUAACCGAUGACAAGCUGCGGCAGGAUAGUGCGCGAGCGAUCGAAAUUCGAUUAUCUGUUGAACAUCGCAUGUAAGGACUUUCACAAUAUAAUGCCGAAUAUUCGACGAACAUUUAAAGACAAACGUCGACUCACAAAUGAAGCCGCAUAUUAUAUAUUAUAUUAUGAAUAUUAUAUUGGAAACGUUCUAAUCUAAUUUUCUUGUGUAUGUUUUGUGUCCGUUUAUAUGUAUGCAUAAAAUUUAGGAACUUUUUAAAUAACACUCGAAAAUUCAAUUAA